GUUUCGAUGCUACAUGCAUUGGUGAACAUUUCAUCAUUUUCUUCUUUUUCAGAAAAGGCACCUUGGUGGCCAAUAACUUUGCAGUCAUGAUCUCUGCCAUUCUCAUGGCCUGUUCCAAGCCAAUCCAGUCGUACGAAUUCAUCAUCUGCGCGCGCUUGAUUGUCGGAACGUGUUCAGGUAUAUCCUUCAGCAUUGUGCCUAUGUACCUAACCGAGCUGGCCCCGAAAAACCUGAGAGGAGCCAUUGGGAGCAUACCCUAUCUCUUCAUUAUUUUGGGCAGCCUGACGGCUCACAUCUUCGGUUUCUCCAAAGCCCUCGGCACCCAAGAAGGCUGGCCGAUCCUUCUGAGCCUCACUGGGAUCCCGGCGUUAUUUCAAGCCGUCGUGCUGCCUUUCUUCCCCGAAAGUCCUCGGUAUCUCCUGAUCCAGAGGCAGAACGAGCCGAAAGCGAGGCAAGCCUUAAAGAAGCUGAGAGGCUGGGAUGACGUGGAAGAAGAGAUGGAAGAGCUCCAGCAGGAGAACCUUGGUGAGAGCACGGAGAAAAAGAUGGACGUGCUCAAGCUUCUCUGGUUCGGUGAGCUGCGGUGGCACCUCCUCUCCACCAUUGUCCUGAUGGCUGGUCAGCAGUUGUCCGGCAUCAACGCGGCGCAGUAUUACAGUGAGAGAAUCUUCCUGUCUACAGGGCUAGGAGAGAAUAUUGUCUGGUACAUCCGAUUGCUGCUCUAUAUUCUUCUCAUGUUCAUAACUCUGCUAGCGAUUUGGACUGUAGACACCUCGGGGCGGAGGACUCUCUUGCUGGUUGGCUACGGGAUCUGCAGCAUUUGCUGUGUCCUCAUAACCAUGUCCCUCGAACUUCAGAGUAACGUCCUCUGGAUGUCUUACUUCAGCUCAUCUUUUAUCACCGUCUUCUUCAUUGGACAGUCUGUCGGUCCAGGUCCGGUAACCAACGUGUUAAUCUCUGAGCUGUUCCUUCAGUCCUCUCGGUCCACCGCCUUCGUCAUUGCAGGCUGUGUACAUUGGCUCUUCAAAUUUCUCAUUGCGGUUAUGUACCUUCAUAUAGACGUACACAUAGAGCCCUAUAGUUUUCUCAUCUUCUGGCCUCUCUGUAUCACCACUUUUAUUUACAUCUCCAAGGUGAUCCCGGAAACCAAGGGAAAGACCUUUCUGGAAAUCAGGCGGAUUGUGGCAAUCCACGAGACCAGGAGGAUGCUGAUCCGAGACCUGGCAGACAUGGAUUAAAGGAGGACCCCUCUGUGCUGCUUUGCAUAUUAUUAUUAUUUUUUAAAAAAGGCAAAGAUCCAAAGGAAA
Messenger RNA from Elgaria multicarinata webbii, 1307 nucleotides. RefSeq names its product solute carrier family 2, facilitated glucose transporter member 5-like. Gene Ontology annotation, biological process: monosaccharide transmembrane transport. Gene Ontology annotation, molecular function: hexose transmembrane transporter activity. Gene Ontology annotation, cellular component: plasma membrane. Lineage: Eukaryota; Metazoa; Chordata; Lepidosauria; Squamata; Anguidae. The coding region runs from base 87 to 1238 and encodes 383 amino acids. The record is from RefSeq and is a predicted model, not a curated record. The transcript has 9 exons.